Acaromyces ingoldii is the source of this 2680-nucleotide messenger RNA. RefSeq lists its product as hypothetical. The record is from RefSeq and is a predicted model, not a curated record. Gene Ontology annotation, molecular function: protein binding. NCBI's taxonomy places the organism in Eukaryota, Fungi, Basidiomycota, Exobasidiomycetes, Exobasidiales, Cryptobasidiaceae. The transcript has 2 exons. Bases 130 to 2565 code for a protein of 811 amino acids.
GGACAAAAAUCAGGCCCAGAGAGAGCCGGGCUCGACUUUACCAAGACGCCAUCAGUUUCGAGAAGCCAAGGGCGUUGAGCGACAACUUUGCUCGAUCUAUUGAAAAGACAAAGAGCGGAAGCUACGACGAUGGCGCAGGUGGCUGCUCUUGCCCCAGGAGCGUCUCCCACCAAACCUGGACAGGCAAGACGGUCGACGACUGUUGCGAACUGGCACCAUGACGAUGCCAUCGGCCUUGUGACGGCGUCGGAUGGCCAGCAGGAGCUCGUGGGCCACUCUUCCGUCGCGCUCCUAGUCGGUCGGUGCAAGGCAGGCGAGGAGACGAGCCAGACGCAGGAUGACCUUCCCUCGAUGACGGGCCUCGGCUCGCUGCCCCACCAGCGCGUCUCGCUCCCCAACACGGCGCGUCACGUCUCGAGGAACCACGCCGUCUUCUUCUUUUUGCCCUUUGCCCCGACCAGGACAGACGAUGGCAAGUCGGGGUCCUGGGUCGUGAAAAUCAUCGGGCAGAAUGGAUUGAUCAUCGAUGGGAAGCGGAGACGAGGCGGGCAGGUGAUUCGCAUCAAGUCGGGGGAAACAGAGGUUGAUUUCUUUGGCACAAAGUGCCGCUUUGUCGGGCGAGGAAAGCAGCCGCAAAGGACAAAGGUUGGCAGCUCCAGCAGCAGUGCCUCCUCAAUCGCCGAGGUGGACAAGGAGAAUCUGUCGAAGGUCGACGAAGCUGUGCCGAUGAAGAAGGUUGCGUCUCAAGAGUCUAGGCCGACGCUGGGCACAGCAACCCGAGCAAACGUCACCACAACACCGUUUGCGCGUGCCCCAUUGGGCGAAGUAUCGACCAACGCACCUGUUGAGGACGGUCUUGGUGCCGAGUCGCAAGUCGACGCCAAGCUUGUGCUGCACGCGUCGCGCUCGCCUUCUCCUCCCCCCAAGACGCAUGUCGAGCGCCGCUUCGUGGCGAGAACGGAGAAGCGACCGCUUGGAGCGCCUCCCAGCCCGCCGACGUCCUCUCCCGCACCCUUUGAGACGCAGAGCUCGUCGCCAGUCCACCCUUCGAGUAGCACCGCCUUCAGAAAGCCUUCGCGGUUGGUGCGAGGGGGGAAGGGCAGUGACGAAGACGAGGAUGACGAUGACGACGAGGGCGGCGCUUCUUCUCCUUCACCUUCGUCACCCACCCUCGACCGACGUGCGGCGCGCAUGCAUCGCAGACCAAGCGCCGAAGAGGCCAGCCAAGCUCUCGCUGUGGUCAGGAUCGAGCAGAUGGGAGGGGACGAUGACGCCGUCGAUCUUGAUGACGACGAAGAGCGCGACGAGGACGUCGACGAGGACGACAAGGGAGAAGACGAGGACGGUAGCGAAGACGAAGAGAGCUCCGAGGAGGACAACAUGACUCCGAGCCCGUCGCCCAAGAAGAAGAAGGCGGCCAGGCCACCGGGCACGGGACUCAAGGUCAAACUCAAGAGGGUGCAGUUCGCAGCUCGUCCGACGUCGCGACCAACCAGCAGAGCAUCUACGCCUCGUUCUCGCACACCAUCACAGCAGCAGCAGCAGGACGGCACCGAAAAGACGCUGACGGCGCUGUCGAUGACGCCCUUGGCUCCGCUUCAGACUCACAUCCGCACCCUUGUGAGCACCCUCGCCCAGACCUAUGACCUCGAAGGCCUGCUUGCGGGUGCCAUCGUCUUCCAUCGCACCGCAACGAUCUCAGCCACUGAGGCUGUCCGCUCCGUCUUGAGCAGCACUCCCGGCCUGCUCCGGGGCGAGGUGGGCACCGAGGGUCGACACUUGGAACAUCUCAAGAUUCUCUCGCCUGGCUCAGCUUUGCAAGGAUGGCAGCUGCCCAACGACGCUGACUGGCACAGCGUCAUGAAAGGGGAACAGAUCCCUGGCGCUCCAACUGGUGAUCAACCUGGUGCCAAUGCGCUCCCCUCGAAAGAGGAGCGAGAGCGGGUGCUGGAGCUCUACCAGCGGAAAGCGUGGCGAGAACGGCUGGAAGAGGUGCUGCAGACGCGAGACUGCUUUGGAAUCAUCCAGCGGGCCGGCAAAGAUGCGAGCGGCAACCCGCUCGAGUGCUGGUACUACUACGAUCGUGAUAAUGACGAGGACAAGGAGCGGGCAAAGAAUUUGGGCGCUUUUGCGAAGCCCAUUCGGGGCGCCCUCAAGACGCACAAGCCCAUCUUCUGGAAAAAGUCGGCUUAUGGACACGAGGCCGUGGAGUCGGGCAGCACGGGCGCCCUCUCGCAGGCUGAGCAGCUGCAGCAGCUGCAGCCUAAGGUCCCCCUGUUUGAACCGGCGCCCGCGGCAACGGAGUCGCAGUGGGGAUCCUCGGGCAAUGUCCUCGACUCCUUUGUCUCUGCCAGUGGUGCCAAGCGAGAGUGGCAGGACGACGAGCAAAAGGCUGUCAGGCCCAGACCCACGCCCGGCGCCACUGCCGCUGCCGCCGUCUGGGACGAAACGCAGGUGCAGGAGGAUGAAAAGACGUGGGACCGCUUUGGCGACAUGGACUAUGGAGCUGGUCCGUCUUCUUCUGCGUCGUCAAGACCCAAGGCGAACAAGCGCAGGAAGCGAUAGGAAACCCUUCGUCGAUACUUCAUCUUUGUCUUAUUCUCUUCCACCCCGUUGCUGUUUGUCCCUCUUGACUAGUUUGCACAAAUAAUAUUGGAAUAGGACUCUUCUCUGAUGGUGA